AUUUUUUUAAAAUGCAAGACUAAUUUGAUUUAUCUCCAAAUUUAUCACAACAAAUGAAUCGGUAUUCAUACUAAAAUUAUAACCUAAAGAAUUUAAUUUGAGAUUAAAAAAAAAUAACUAAGCCAAUAAGAGUAAUUAGAUGCGAAUAGCAAAAAAAUUGAAGAAUUAGAAAAAAUAGUUUUUUAGUAAUUAUAUAAUUUAAUAAACAUGUAGAUUAUAAAAUGAAAAUGAAAAAAAAUAAAAGGAAAUUGAUGAUUUAGUUAAUGUAUAAAAGAAGUAACUACAAUAAUUAAAAUUAGGUUUGCGAAAGAUAUAUUAUAAUUAUGGAAAUCAAUAAAUGCCGUAGGAAAAACAAAAAGUUUUGAUUCCUAAAUGAAUUCAUAACUCUUAUUCAAAUCUGAUUCAUACACAUUAAUGUAAUUUCUGAUAACAAAAAUUAGUUAGAAAGAGUUAGAAAGUUAAGCUAAAUAAGCAAUUCAAAAAGAGAUAUCAGAUAGAUUCUCAUAAAUAUAGGAUAGUUUAAUAAAAAGGUCGGAAUUUGAAAACUCUAUCAGAAAAAUUCAAGAGUAAAUUGAAAAAUUCAAGCUUUAAUUGUAACUACUAUAUUGAUUCCUAGAAUUCCAGAGCCAGAAAACUACAUAAAAAAAAGAAAUUCUUUAUAAGAAAAUUAUAACAUGUAAUUUAACUUUUAAAUGAAUUAAAAUGAUCUAAAAAUUUAAACUUUGCAAAAGUAACAAAAAAUUAAUUAUAUUUAAGCUAAUCUGACAGAAAUGAACAAAUUUUUAUUUUAGAUACCUAUAUAGAAUAGAAAUAAAUUUGA
This is a messenger RNA of Paramecium sonneborni, 820 nucleotides long. The record is from the annotation of a GenBank genome assembly. Lineage: Eukaryota; Ciliophora; Oligohymenophorea; Peniculida; Parameciidae.